Molecule: messenger RNA, 411 nt
Organism: Laetiporus sulphureus 93-53
Lineage: Eukaryota; Fungi; Basidiomycota; Agaricomycetes; Polyporales; Laetiporaceae
Exons: 2
Source: RefSeq, a predicted model, not a curated record
AUGGCCCCCCGUCAUUGGACGACAGAACAGGAAUACGCAUUCCUCGACAACCUGUACCUGCAAUACCUCAAAGCCCAGAAAGAAGGCAACCAAGACCCAUUCUUUGUCCAGGUGGAAUGCGAAUGGUUCGAAGAGUUUUCUGAGUGCAAGAAGCUCUUUGGCCAUGAGGUCACCGUCCUGACACCUGAACAGAAAACACAACUCGGUUCGACGAUUAGUGCACGUCAAAAGCAGCUUUGUGAAUGGUUUCAGAACAGGAAUGCCUCUGCUCGAUGCUCAGGUGCAGCUCUCAAAAAGCUGGCAUUCAAUAUGGAUGCUGCAACGAAGCCUGCUGAACGCCGUCACCUCAAACCUCUUGAACUCUAUUCACGAAAGUACUACCGCACGAGGAUCAAGCCUGCUGUCAAGAAG